This is a messenger RNA of Bactrocera neohumeralis, 6114 nucleotides long. RefSeq names its product protein numb (gene numb). The transcript has 4 exons. The record is from RefSeq and is a predicted model, not a curated record. The coding region runs from base 1813 to 3648 and encodes 611 amino acids. Lineage: Eukaryota; Metazoa; Arthropoda; Insecta; Diptera; Tephritidae.
CCGCUUGUCAGUACAGUAGAGUAAUUUGAGCUGCUGGAACGUACAUACGUGUAGCGCGCGCUUGCAACGGGUCUACGGGGCAGGUUUCUCGCAAACAUUCUUUUUUUUUUGGUGGUGUACUUUUGGGGUCCAACUCGCUAAAACGGUUAAUACGCGAACGCGAAAAAUACGAAACGAGUGUUGGAAAACGGUAUUUCGAAAAGAGUUUUUGAACGCAUUAAUUUUUAAAUUCGUGCAGAACGGGUUUAGUUAAAAAUAAUAAUAAUAAAAAUAAAAAAAAUUAUUUAUUUUUUGAAAUUCGUCAUGCGUAUAAUUAAUUUAAAAAUAUAGAAAAAAUUAGUAAACAAAAAAAUAUUUUUAGUGCCAAUAGCAUUAGUGAAACGCAAAAGUUAGUGAAUUUCGGUUAGAAAAAGAAUGCCAAACUGGUUAUUACACACAGAAAGAAUGCUGACACAACUGGCGGACUUUGUGUAUUGUUCAAUAAGAAAUCAAUACCAAUACAACAAUAAGUGAACAACAACAAUCUAACAGCAAAAAAAUAACAACAACAUUACAGAAAAGAAACAACAACAACAUUAUAGCAAAAAACAACAACAACACUAUAGCAAAAAAGAAAAAAACAACAAAACCGCCAGUUAAGCUAGAACAACAAUAACAAAAACAGCAACCAGCGUAGACAAAGCAGACGUACAAAAAUAAAAGCAAAGCAGCAAAGUAAACGACGUGUAUCGUUACGAAAACCGGACCUGAAGCGACUGACAUUCCAUUGGUGACAGAGGCAGGCAAUGUAUUUUUUUUAGUAUCGAAAAAAAAUAUAUAAAAAAGUAUAUAAAAAAUAUCAAAAAAUAACAGAAAAAAAUAUUUAAAAAUAUAUUAAAAAAAUUAAAAUAAAUAUUAAAAACCAAAACUAAAAAUUAUGCAAAGUCGCGAAAUAGUAAUUUUCAAAUAUAAAACAACAGCAAAACCUCUAGCAGAUUAUUAAACAAAUUAUAUACAACAAAAAAUACAUAGUGACCACAACAACAUUAGCAUACUAGUUUCAAGCUUAAGCUGGAAAAUAUUUUUUUCCCACCAAAGUAUAAAAAUAAACAGAAAGUGCAUAAAUUAGAUUUGCAAAUUUAAAAAAAUAACAACAACAAAAUUAUCCAGUGGUCAAAAAGCAACAAACAACAAGUGGAUAUGAGACACAUGGAUAUGCACGAACACAGCCGCUGUUGCCCAUAAACGUUUUAGCCUUCAACAACAACCCACACACACAAAAACUACAACAAAAAAGGAACGAAAACAACAACAACACGCUUAAUUGAUAUUACUCAAUAACUUAUGGACAAUCAAUUAACGGCAAUUUAAUAAAACCAUAAGCGGCGGUUAAUUGCAAUAUCAGAAGAAGAAGAAGAAGAAGCAAAAGAGGAAGCAGAAACACAAACAAACAUACUCACAUAUAAAUUUUGCAGUAAAAGUAAAGAAAUUUACAACAAUUUGUGAUACGAAGGUGUGAGCACAGCAGCUUUAACAGCAAUAUUAAUAAAAGAGAUUUCACACACUCAAGCAACUACAACAACAGCAGUAAUAAGAACGACGCUUGCGAACAGCGUUGAGGAAAUUUCAAAUAAUAACGGUCAAGCGUGUGUUUGCAACCCCCGAGCAGCGCACUCGCAUAGCUUUUGAACAAGUGAGCGCGUCAAGGCGGAAAGGACAACAGUCGGUAGGGCGGCAAGAAACCAGGAAGGAAGGAAGGAAGUACAACAGCCAGUAAACACAGUCGACAGUCGAAAAGCAGUCGCAGCAGACAGCGCACAAUUUAAUUUCACUAUGGGAAAUUCAUCGUCACACACACACGAACCACUGGAGCGCGGCUUCACACGCGGAAAAUUUGGUGAUGUCAAAAAUGGGAAAUCCGCAUCAUUUCGCUUUAGCAAGAAAUCACCAAAGAAAAUGGAUCGUUUGCGUCGAUCCUUUCGCGAUUCGUUUCGUCGCCGGAAGGAUCGUGUGCCCGAAUCAUCGAAACCGCAUCAAUGGCAGGCUGACGAGGAGGCUGUACGUUCGGCGACCUGUUCGUUUGCGGUUAAAUAUUUGGGUUGCGUUGAGGUAUUCGAAUCGCGCGGUAUGCAAGUUUGCGAGGAGGCCCUAAAAGUAUUGAGGAAUUCGCGCCGCCGGCCCAUACGUGGUGUGCUGCACGUUAGCGGCGAUGGACUGCGCGUCGUGGACGAUGAGACGAAGGGCCUCAUUGUCGAUCAGACUAUCGAGAAAGUGAGCUUCUGUGCGCCAGAUCGUAACCACGAGCGCGGCUUCAGUUACAUUUGUCGCGAUGGCACAACACGUCGUUGGAUGUGUCACGGAUUUCUCGCCUGCAAAGAACUCGGCGAGCGGCUCUCACAUGCCGUCGGUUGCGCAUUUGCCGUCUGUUUGGAACGUAAGCAGCGACGCGAUAAGGAAUGUGGCGUCACAAUGACAUUCGACGUGAAGAAUUCGACAUUUACGCGUACGGGUUCGUUCCGUCAGCAAACGUUGACCGAACGUUUGGCACAAGGUGAGAUGCCAUCCGCUGCUGUGCCACCACAGCCCAAACCAUACAAUCCGUUCGCCAUCGAACGGCCACAUGCCACACCGUCGAUGUUGGAGCGUCAGGGCUCGUUUCGUGCAUUCAGCACCAUUGGCAGUCAAUCGCCGUUCAAACGGCAAAUGUCAUUACGUAUCAACGAUCUUCCGUCCAAUACCGAACGGCAGAAGGCAUUUUUGGCAGCUGCCAGUGGCGGUUCACUAGCCGCAGCAUUAGCUACACCCAAUCGUAGUGUUUCACCAAUACCAGAGAUCUCACCAGCUAAAAUGGGCAUCGCAGAUAUGGAUAAUGGUUGUGCCACCAUCGACACCGUUAGCCAGUUGUGUCAGGAGCUCAGUCAGGGUCUCUCGUUGCUCAGUCAAACCGAUGCAAUGAUUGCGGCUGGCGAUGAUCUCAAUUUCAAUAAUAAUUUGAGCAUUAAUCAGAAUAUCAUUGCGGCCGAGAAGACGCAACAACAACAGAAGGGAAUCUCUACACCAACAUCAUUGCCGUUAGCUAGUAGUAGCAGUCAUAGCAUUACCGCUGCUGCUGCUGUCAGCAGAGUUUACGAAUAUGCUGAGGGUGCAGUGAGCAAUAAUUCGAUUGCUGGUGGUGCGGUCACCACCAUCACCACCACACCGACGGCACAAAUAGCGCCACGCAUAUCGUCGGUAUCACCAGUAUCUAUCAAUUCGCCAGUACGUACACCAACAACACCAACGUUAACAAUGACACCACCGCCACCAUUGCCAGCUGGUCGGCCCGUAGAGAUGGUAGCACCACUGCCCAAUGCAGAUCAAUGGCUAGGCGAGGUGGUGAAGAAGACCUCGCCGGCAGUUAUUAAACGUGCAACACGUAUGCUCAACUCAACCGGUCGUACGCAAUCGAUGAGCGCUGCAUCACCAUUAGGUGUGGAUCCCUUCGAUGCCGAAUGGGUGGCCGGCGUGACCAAGCCAUUGUCACCCGAUCUACCUGUGGCAGCGACAACGCCAGUGGCGUCUGCAGUUACGCCCGUCGCUAGCAGUACAGCUGCACCAAUACACCACAGUACCAAUCCAUUUAUAUCACCGCCGAAGGUACCGGCGCAAACAUUCCAGGUGCAGCUGUAGAUGCAGUAGACGAGGUGUACAAGCCUCGUGCUAGUAGUUGAUGAUAUCAGUGAGGUAGCACAUGUGUUCGAUCUGUGUAAUUCAUGGGGUCGAUUAGCAACUCAAAUAGUGUUAGGUGUGCAGUGAGUUUGCAAAAACGGAAUUAGUCGCUAGAGAAAUGUUGUUGUUAAAGCAAAAUUAGUACGAGCCAAGUAAAGAAUGUAAAGAGAUUUCAGUAAUGGAAUUGCAUGCACUGCCAAUAAUUGUUUAAUGCAAAAGUAGCCAUUGCCUUUUUUGAAUUUCAGAUUUAGUGCUGAACUACUUUAAAAGUAACUAGUUGUUUUUGGUCCAGUUGCGAAAUUUUGAAAGAAUACUAAAAUUUAAUUUGUAAAUAAAUUAUAUGAUGAAUAUAUUACAAAACUACAAAAAUGACACUAGUUACUUUUGAACCAGUUUUAACAUUUUUUACAAAUUUACAAAUAAUUUUGAAUUUUGUAAAGGGAAAUGUAAUUUAAAUGUGAAAUUAAAACAUUUUACCAAUUUUAGCUAAUUGUAAAAUUUUUUUUUGCCACUUGUAAAUAUUAAAAAUUUAAGUUUUGAUUUUAUUAUAAUAUUCGAUUAGUUAAUAUGCAAUUAACAUGUACUCUUUGAUUGUAAAAAAUAUGCCAACAUUUUUAGCUGUUAAUGUAAUUUUUAUGAUACAAUACAUGCCGUAAUAUUUUAUAAAUGAAGUGAAAGGAACUGGUUAUUUUUGGACUAUAUAUGGAACUAGUAUUCAUUAAAAAAAAUUAAUCGAAUUUGUGAAAUAUGUAUAUAUAUUAAGUGGAUAUGCGUUGACUAGUUACUUUAAAACUAGUUUUCGUACUAGUUUUUUAUCCGCUGAUACAUUUUUUUACUAUUUUUUGUUAAAACAGGAAUUAUUUCAUAUGAAUUUUUUAAAAAAUUAUAAAUAUUUACAAAAAGUUGUUGGUUAUUGAAAGAUAUGGUGGUUACUUUUGAAGCAAUUAUCGUACUUAUAUUCACGUAAUUCAAGUUUUCUGGCAGAUAAUGCAUAUAAGUAUGUGUGUACACAUGCAAAAUAAAUGUAUAGAACACUGUUAAUUGAUUUAAAAAAAAAUUAAUUUCAGUAUUUACAUUUGAGCUAUGUAGUUGUGGAGUAGUUCAUUUGCUACUAGUUCGUUAUUUUCAGAUUUUGAAUACAUGUUAAUAUAAAAAACCGUUCAAUACAAAAAUUUAUAAAUUGUGGCAACAUUAAUUCAAAAAUCAGAAUAAAAAUUAACUAGUUAUUUUUGGGCCAGUUCUGUUACUAGUAACCUUCAUUUUUUUUUCUUUUUGCAGUGUAUGUAAUUCUAAAAUACAAAAUAAAUGUAUAAAACACUUUUAGUUUAUUUAAAAAAAAACGUUUAAGUAUUUACAUUUGAACUAUGUAGCUGUGGAGUAGUUCAUUUGCUACUAGUUCGUUAUUUUCAAAUUUUGAAUACAUGCUAAUAUAAAAAACCGUUCAAUACAAAAAAUGUAUAAAUUAUUGCAACAUUAAUUCAAAAAAAUCAGAAUAAGCAACUAGUUAUUUUUGGACCAGUUCUGUUACUAGUUACUUUCACAGUUUCUUGUUUACUUUUUGCAGUGUAUGUAAUUCUAACCUGAUGAAAUGGCAUGUUUGCUUUUUAAGCCUAAAAUUUUUAUAAGAACCAGCGACACCUACAUGAAACGCAUACAUAAAGUUUCUUCCAUGUAUGUAAAUUACAUAUUUGAGUUGCUAUAAAUGUUACUGCAGAUUAGUUGAAGAGGUAAACAAUGUUAUUAUAUUAACUACAGCUAAAUUAUUAAUGUUAAAUGUACUUAAAUAGUUUAUAAAUGAAUUAACACUUAAACGCUGAGCAGCUGAAACAGAAUUACUUAAAGUAAUCGGCGAAAUAGAGCAUAUACUUAAUUAAUUAUAUAAAAAAAUAUAUAAUUAUAUAAAAUAAUAUAUAAUUAUGUGAAAUGUUACAUAACUAUAUAAAAAGAUAUAUAAUUAUAUUAAAAAUUAAAAAAAUAUGCAAAAAAGUAAUGGACAAAUGCAAGAAAAAAAAUAUAAAAAAAAUAAAUUUAAAAAAAAAUUCAAAAAAGCUGGGCAGCACGCCAAGUGAUAACCGAGACAGCAUAGGAAUGUGUAGAAAAAUAGUAAAGCGAAAUAAAUACAUAUGUAAAAGACGUUAGAUUAUGUAUUACAAAUACAUAUGUACAUCUAAAAUAUCAACUAUCAAUUACAAGGCAGUAAUUAAUUAAAUUAAUUAUAUAUACAUAUUAAUUAAUAAAAGCACACAGAAAGGCAAAGAAAAAAGCACGCAUUGCAACACACGCUGUUAAUUGAAUUAUUAAUGUUAACUGUAACUGUAUAGUACUUAAAUGGCUUAUGACAUAAAAAACUAAACAAAACGCAUACAUACAUUAAAGUGUGAAAAUUUAGUAAUAAUGAAAGUAUAUAGCUUACUUAGAAAGAAUAAA